Molecule: messenger RNA, 1341 nt
Organism: Aspergillus calidoustus
Lineage: Eukaryota; Fungi; Ascomycota; Eurotiomycetes; Eurotiales; Aspergillaceae
Source: the annotation of a GenBank genome assembly
AUGAACGAACCAUAUGGAUAUGACGAUCAGGACUCGCCCGGAGGGCUCAAGGCCAUCCAGCCGGACUUUAAACCAAGAGAACCGACGCCGCCGCCGUUUGUCCAAAGCACAUCACCUGUAAGGAGUGGCGGCAGCCAUCCGGACAAGGAAUUCUCCAAGUCUAAGCACGCCGGGGCAUUUACUUAUGGACAGGCCGAGUCCGGUGCAGCUCUGCUCCGCGGUACACUUGCAUCUGGCCUCCCUGAUGUUGUAUGGGCUGAAACACAGAACCCGAUUGCUAGAGACCCUCAUCCAGUCGACCAUAGGUUCUUCAGACCACCACCCGGCUUGACAAUAGGCAGGAAGCAUACUCCUGAGGAGCAGAGACCCAAGCUUGCCGAGUCGGACCUGAAACAAAAGGCAAAUGCCGCACUGGAUCUGGCCCCUGUUCCCGAACCCGGCCUCAAACUACCUCCGCUAAAUGAUGUUGAUAGCAGAGAGCCAAGCCAACCGGAUAGAGAGCGCUCCGCACUCUCUAUAAGCCAGUUUAUCAUUCACGAUCCGGGGAGCCAAGACUCACUUCCUGCGCUUGUCAACACGUCGGCAUCCCGCCCGCCAGACAAUGCCGGCACUAGACUACCGCCGCUAAAAACGCAGCUGAGCGGACUCGGAACGCUGCCACCGCCGUUGUCGAAUGCACCUCCUCCACGGAUUGUAGGCAGUACCUCGUCAUUCCCCUUGCCUCCCGUAUCGGCUGUUUCUCCUCCCAUGAUCCGGGCAGAACCCAGCCCGUGGGAUCCUCAUCGCGGGAAUCGGUUGCCGGCCAAGAUACCGCCCAGUCCGUAUAGCCAUCUUUCACCUGCAAGCUCGCAGGCUAUAUCCGCCGUCUCGUCUCCGGUAUCGCAGCCGACAUAUUGGCGAGGCGGCCCAAAGUCGGCCGGGCCUUAUUACGAGUCGUCUUCCAUGUCCUCCAGAAGCCCAGCGACUAAUUAUCCGACGCCGACCGAGCAUGUACCGCCAGGAUCUUGUGAACCGGUCAACUAUGUCUCUCCUCAGGGCAACGUGCCACCCGCUGCGCCAGGUACCUUCAAGUGCGACCACCCUGGAUGCAACGCGGCUCCAUUCCAGACACAGUACUUGUUAAAUUCACAUGCAAAUGUCCACUCGCAAGAUCGACCUCACUUUUGUCCAAUUGAAGGCUGUUCACGUGGUCCGGGAGGGAAAGGAUUCAAACGGAAGAACGAGAUGAUUCGCCAUGGACUAGUGCACAAUUCCCCGGGAUAUGUCUGCCCGUUUUGUCCAGACCAGCAACAUAAGUAUCCGCGGCCUGAUAAUCUCCAGCGGUAUGUUUCACUUGUUUAG